Molecule: messenger RNA, 1272 nt
Organism: Phyllotreta striolata
Lineage: Eukaryota; Metazoa; Arthropoda; Insecta; Coleoptera; Chrysomelidae
Source: the annotation of a GenBank genome assembly
AAGGUGUCAUAAUUUUCAGGUGGUUGUUGCGGCUCGACGAAGCGCAUCACGACGGUGGGAGGAUGGUCGUGGGCCUGGUGGUGCGUCACCGACGUCCAGCGCCUGUCGCUGUCGGUGAUGACGCUGAAUCCGCACUGCAUCAGCGUCGAGACGUCGCAGGGCGUACCGUUGUCGGUGUCCGGCGUCGCGCAAUGCAAGAUCAUGAAGGCCGACGAGCUGUUGCACACCGCCUCCGAGCAGUUCCUCGGCAAGUCCGUCAAGGACAUCAAGAUGACCAUUUUGCAAACGUUGGAAGGACACUUGAGGGCGAUAUUGGGAACGCUUACAGUCGAAGAAGUGUACCGCGACAGGGACCAAUUCGCCGCGUUGGUGCGGGAAGUCGCCGCCCCGGACGUCGGCCGGAUGGGCAUCGAAAUUCUCUCUUUCACCAUUAAGGACGUCUACGACGAGGUGCAGUAUCUCACGUCCCUGGGCAAGGCCCAGACGGCCAUGGUGAAGAGAGACGCCGACGCCGGCGUCGCCGAGGCCAACAGAGACGCCGGCAUACGGGAAUCUGAAUGCCAGAAACAAGCCAUGGACAUCAAGUAUUCGACUGAUACGAAAAUCGAAGAUAACUCGAGAAUGUUCAAACUGCAAAAAGCUAAUUUCGAUCAGGAAAUCAACACUGCCAAAGCCCAAGCACAACUGGCCUACGAACUGCAGGCGGCGAAGAUCCGCCAGCGCAUCCGAAACGAAGAGAUCCAAAUCGAAGUGGUCGAAAGGAAAAAACAAAUCGAAAUCGAGGCGCAGGAGGUGAUGAGAAAAGAGGGUGAAUUGAACGCGACCGUUCGCCUGCCCGCCGAGGCCGAGAGUUACAAAGUCGAGGUGAUCGCCGAAGGAAAACGAACGCAGAAAGUCAAAAACGCGCAGGCCGAAAGCGAGAAGGUGAAAUUAAUGGGUACCGCCGAAGCCUCUUCUAUAUCGUGCGUAGGUAAGGCUGAAGCCGAACGAAUGAAAUCCAAAGCCGCUGUUUACAAGCAGUACGGAGAAGCUGCCAUUAUGUCUCUCGUUCUCGAAGCAUUACCAAAGAUUGCUGCCGAAGUGGCUUCUCCUCUGGCGAAGACCGAGGAAAUCGUCCUGAUCGGGGGACCGGAUAACACCACGUCGGAUAUCACCCGUUUGGUGGGGCAAAUACCGCCCGCUCUCAACGCCUUGACGGGCGUCGAUUUGUCGAAGACGCUCUCGAAAAUUCCCGGAGCCUCUUACACGCCCAAACCGACGGCCGUUAAAUAA